Molecule: messenger RNA, 1383 nt
Organism: Ichthyophthirius multifiliis
Lineage: Eukaryota; Ciliophora; Oligohymenophorea; Hymenostomatida
Product: major facilitator superfamily protein, putative
Exons: 2
Source: RefSeq, a predicted model, not a curated record
AUGAUGCAUUUACUAAGUACAGAACCUUCCGAUCUAAAAGGUUACCUAACCCUCCUUGGUGGUUUUACAAUGCACUUAGCAUGCGGUGCCUUAUAUAUGUGGGGUACAUUAAAUGUAUACAUAACCUCAUAUUUCCGUUUAGUCGAUGAUCCAACUCUUUCUAUAGAAACCGGGGCUUCGAUAUUUCCAGUUAUGAUGUGUUGUGUGGCUACAGGAAUGCCUUUAGGUGUUCGGGCUGUGAAAAGAUUUAGAAGUGCAAGAUUAUAUUGUUAUUGUGCGGGUGCUGCGGCUACAUUUUGCAUUUAUAUAUCUAGUUUUGUAUUGUCCUUUUAUUAAUUUAUAUUAAUAUAUGGUAUUAUGUUUGGUAUAAUUACUGGUACUAUGUAUUAUAUUCCGAUAUAUAUGGGUUCGUUAUAUUUCCCGAAAAAAAAAGGGUUGGUUUCUGGAAUUAUAUUAAUGGGAUAUGGAUUAUGUUCUUUAAUUUUUGGAUUGACUUUCUUUUCUUUAGUAAACCCAAAUAAUAUGAAACCUAUAUACGACGAGGAGCAUAUAAAUAAAUAUUUUUAUGGAGAAUCCGAAGAAGUGGCCCGAAAUGUACCAAAAGUAUUAAGGAAAUUAUGCCAAUAUUAUAUUCUAUUGUUUAUGGUAGCCUAUAAUUAAUCCUAAUCUAAAUAUUAAAAAGAAAUUUCUGCCUCAACAACUACAGGAGGACUUGUACCUGCUAAAAAAAAAGACGAUCAUGAUAACCAUCACUAUCCUUUACCAUGCCCUAGACCUAAAAUAGCCGUUAAAACUCAAUAAUUUUAUGUUUCUUUACUCGUUGGUAUUCUUUCACUUGGUUUAGGUUUACUAGUAAAUGGUAACUAUAAAACUAUAGGAAAAAAAGCUACUUCAGAUGAUUCUUUUUUAACUAUUUGUGGAGCUUUUGCAUCUAUAGCAAAUGGUGUUUCUAGACCUUUAUGGUCUAGUUUAUUAGACAAAUACUCAUUUAGGAAUAUAUUUUCGAAAUUAUUGAUUUUUGAAAUAAUUUUAGCUUUUAUUUAUAGAUUAGCUUUUAUACAUAAAUUUAUAUAUUUAGUAUGGGUUUUUGCCUGUCAUACGGCUUUUGGAGGAAUUAUGGCUAUGUUCCCAGUUUUAGCAGGUUAACUUUUCGGAACUAAAGUAAGUUCUUUAUUAUAUGGAGUGUAUUGGUAUGGAUUCGGUAUAUCGAAUUUCAUUUAGUUUUUGAUGGUUUAUAAUCUUUCAAAAAAAUACUCAUUUGAAUUAAUUGUUUAUAUCGAUGGAAUAUUUGCGCUUUUAUGCUUGGGUAUUAUUAGAUUUUAUAAUUUAAAAACUGAUUGGUCUAAAUAUUACAAUUAAGCAGGUGAACUUAUUAAAAAAUGA